Molecule: messenger RNA, 2615 nt
Organism: Neodiprion fabricii
Lineage: Eukaryota; Metazoa; Arthropoda; Insecta; Hymenoptera; Diprionidae
Gene: Atg101
Product: autophagy-related protein 101
Exons: 2
Coding region: 1046-1702 (218 amino acids)
Biological process (GO): autophagosome assembly; autophagy
Cellular component (GO): phagophore assembly site
Source: RefSeq, a predicted model, not a curated record
UUCACAGGCUUAGAUAGAGCGAGCCUAACGAGAUCAGUAAAUGGGUUUUUGUACGAUCAAGAAUAGAGCAAUGACUAAUAACAAGAGACAAAAUAAAAAACUAAACCGAAAGUAAAGAGUUCAAGAAGCGUGUUCCGAAUGUUUGCUCCAAAAGGAGUAAAUAUAGAAUGUGAUGUAUUGUCAUCUGCAUCUACAUCAUCAUCGUCGUCAUCAAUGACUGAAAGACUCAACAGUAACAAAUGGUGUAAUAAGUUCAUAGCCACAAUGAACUAGCACGUGAUUAGUAAAUAACUGUCGAUUUAUCUCUACUCUGCUAUUGUUUUUACACUUAUAUACAUUAUAGAUAAUUGUCGCGAGUGAUUGUCGAUCGUGUCACCCUCAGUAAAACGAAAAUAGCGCGGACGAGUACGCGUCACCUCCAUCUGUGAGUUGAAAGCACAGUUGAAAGACGGGAUUGUUUACAGCUCGUGCUUCAUUUCCCCCUCCCCUUUUAACAACAUCACCGUCGACCUCUUCCGCCUUCACCACCACCGCCACAAACACCGUGUUCAGUCCAGUCUGUUGCAGUCUGUUAUUGAAGAGUUGCCGUGUUCAAGUGGGUCUACCGAUGUAGCAUCGAGUUACCGUUCCGUGAAACGAAACUUUUCUACGUACAGCUUCACGUUGGGCUAUGGCUACGUCUUGAAGAAAAUUCCCACGAUGUAAAUGCCACACGUAAUGGACGAUAGUGGUCGCUGCUCUUUUGAUAAUGACAAAAAUCGUGUCCUAAUGACACGCGGGUGCUAUUUUUUACGUCUGUGAAUACAAUUGUAAAUAACACCAACCGCCUGAUACCCUACAUAUUGAUGAGAUACACACGCAUACGUACAUAACCCGCAUUGUACUUGUGAUACGAAAAAAAGCAACUGGGCGCUAUUGAUAACCGAGGUUCAACUCUCCAUUGAUGGACGAUCAGGCUACCGCAACGUGGUCGAAUGGGUCAACGCCGACGGAAGUCCCAAAUUAACCUAACGAAACCAACGAACCGGAGAGGAGUCUAUCGAUUAUGAACGCGAGGACGCAGCUUUUUGAGCUCAGCAUGGAGGGGCGUCAGGUGGACGAGGCAGUGGCCGGAAUAUUCCACAGUGUCCUGUUCCACAGGACCUUAGGAAAAUUUAAAUAUAAACAAGAAGGAAGCUACUCGGUUGGGACGGUUGGCUACCAGGACGUUGAUUGUGAUUUUAUAGACUUUACGUACGUCUGUUGUUCGUCAGUGCAUCUCGACGAAAUUCUGAAACGAGAAAUAUCUGGCUUCUCAGAGGCGCUCAGGUCUAACGACGGACCUGGGUCAGGACAGAUAUCUCUAGAAUUUUUUCAGAAGAAAAAAAAUCGCUGGCCUUUUCAGCCCGAGUGUAUACCCUGGGAGGUAUGGACAGUCAGACUGGAGCUGAUAAAGUUAGUUACCGAACACGAGAGGCAGAUAUGUAGGGAGAAAGUUGGCGACCUACUUACAGAUAAAAUAUUGUACAUAACUGAAGUUAUGAAUCGACAUGAUUACGUACCAAAAAUGCCUAAUCAGGCUGAGCUAGACCUCAUAUUCGAUACCUCAUAUCCGGACAUUCAACCAUACUUAUUUAAGUUAUCGUUCACCACAUCUGGUCCUUCUAGUACGACAAUGGGUAACACUAUGAAAAAAUUGAUCAAAGAGACGCUGUCCAUGUAAUAAUAGUUCACGAUUUUAUGCAACGUUUUUUCUAUUCGAUUUUGGCAGUGGAUUGGGGAAAUAAAUUCGUAGAUAUAAAACUGAUGUGAUUGUUACGCCUCAGUCUUCCUCAUAACAAUCGUCGACUGGCCAAACCGAGCAGAUAAACUGUAUGAAUUUGAGGUUUAACCUGUUUAUUCUAAGUACGUAUUAACGAACUCUAGUUAUGGUUAUACUGGAAAUAGAUAUAGGUUGUUUCUUUUGUGUUCUUUUGUUUACUAAUAUUUAAGAUUAAAUGAGAAAAUGUGGCAGGUGGCAUAAUGCAGCUGAUCGUGAUACAGCUUGUACCUACGUAUGACUUUGUAUUUUAUCACACAAUACGAGCCGAAGAAUUGGAUGGAAACGGCAAUUUAUAAUUUAUGUAAUAUAAAGUAAAAUUAUUAUUACUAUACCGUCUAAUAGAUUAUAUUAGAAAUGAUAUAUUAAAAUUAUGAAUGAGAUUUUUAAUAAGCAUUUUAAGUACAGUCGGAAUAUCAUUUUUUACGUAAUUUUUCCAUUUGCCGUUCUCGCCGCAAAAAGAAAAUCUCCCCGGCCUCUGCUCUCUUUUUUUUCUUAAAUUAACAGUCGUUAUCAAAGAUUGUUAUAACAGUUUGUGAAACCAGCGAAGCAGGGGUUUUUUUUUAAAUAUCGCAAUUGCUUGUGGAAAUACUAUUAUUUAUAAAUACAGUAGAUUAUAAAAAAACAAAAAAUUAAACUGCAAGUCAAGUGUUUCAACCCUAUGUAGGAAGAAAAGAAGAUGCACUAAUAUUCUCAUGGUUGAUAUUGCUAUUAUAUUAAUUUAAUUUCCUUGUUUGUGAAUCAAUCAUGCGUGCAAUAUAUUAAAACUGUAUGAAUGGAAAACUAUUAUCAUAGACGAGCGAAGAUAUAUUAUUUA